GCGCUGCGGCUGCAGUCGGGGGGAGGCGGCGGCGGCGGCGGCUGCGGGCAGCGCGCGGGGCGCUGGGCACCGGGCGAUCGCCGUCGGGGCUCGAGCGGUGGGCAGUGGGCGCAGGCUCCCCGGUGCCCGCCCCUCCGCGGCGGGGGGUGGGGCGCAAGCGGGCGGCCGGGGAGGGGCCGGCACAGCCGCCGCAAGAUGAGCCUGCUGUCGGCCAUCGACACGAGCGCCGCCUCGGUGUACCAGCCAGCCCAGCUGCUCAACUGGGUCUACCUGUCGCUGCAGGACACGCACCAAGCGAGUGCCUUCGAUGCCUUCCGGCCCGAGCCGCCCGCCGGCGCCGCUCCCCCAGAGCUGGCCUUUGGCAAGGGCCGUCCGGAGCAGCUGGGCUCGCCCCUGCACUCCAGCUAUCUCAACAGCUUCUUCCAGCUGCAGCGCGGAGAGGCACUGAGCAGCAGUGUGUACAAGGGGGCCUCACCUUACGGCUCCCUCAACAACAUCGCAGACGGCCUCAGCUCCCUCACCGAGCACUUCUCCGACCUGACCCUCACGUCUGAGAGCCGCAAGCCUAGCAAGCGGCCCCCACCCAACUACCUGUGCCACCUGUGCUUCAACAAAGGCCACUACAUCAAGGACUGCCCCCAGGGAAGGAAUGCAGGCUCUGGGCCAGGGAUCCAGAUGUGCACCCCCCCAGACCCCACCUCUGCAGCAGCAUUUCCUCCUCAGCACGCUGUACGCUGCCUACUGCCCCCAACUUUGUGCCUCCAGGACGAGUCUGGGCAAAGGGACCAUGGCAUGUCUCCCUCAGGGUGGGGAUGGGGCCAGGAGAUUGAGGGUGUUCGGAGCAGCUACCGGCUCUCACCCAGUCUUUUCACCAUGACAGGGCAGGGCCACAGGGGGCACAUCCCACUCACAAGAUGACCCCUGACUCUGACAGAUAGGGCUUGGAAUCCUGGGGAGAGGGGCUUAAAGUUGUUUAAAUGCAGUACAAGAUUAUCAGUGAUUUUUUCUACUAUUUUUUCAUAUUUUCUAAUGUUUUUCUAAUGUGGUACUACUUUUAUUUUAUGUAUGUAAUGGAAAUGGAAUCCUGGAAACCCAGAAAGUCCAUGAAGUCUACCCUCCCAAUGCUGGAAGCCAAGGGUGGGGCUGGGCGGGGCUGGGUCUCAUCAGGACCACUGGGAGGCCGAGAUGUGCUUGUUGCUCAUUGCUCUUCUCAGAAGUGGCCAUGCCCUGCUUGAGGUCCUUGCUGCUUACCAAGUGGCUGGGCACAGCUGCAUCAUUGCUGCCGGGAGCUUGUUAGAGAAGCAGCAUCUCAGGCCUAGCCCUGACCUGUGUUUUAGUAAGAUCCCCGGUGAUUCGUGUACACCUGUGGUCUCAGCCUCCCCCAACCCCAGGCCCUGAACAGUGGGGGCUGACCCACUGCUGGCUGUCCUCCAGAUCCACACGCCGGUGGGCUCUGUGUGCCCCUCAAUGUACACAUGAAGCAAGGGGCCCUUAGCAGGAGGAGAUCUCAGCAGAGGGUAAGGCACCUACCCGCCAGGGGUUCUCUGUGUGGGACAAGGGGCAAAUGGACAGCUGAUGAUCUGGUUGGUCCUCAGAGAUGUGCCCAUGGCCCACCAGUCAGCAGCCCCUUGUACCCCUUCCCCAGCUGAGCCCCCAGCACAGGAGGCCUCAGCCCUCAGUCAUUCACUGCAAUUCACAGUUCACAAACUUCCCUGCAUCGCCUCCUGCCUGUGAAGUGGGCAGGGCAGGACUUAGCCCCAAAUUAGGAGGAGGCAGGCUCUGUGCUGCAUGCUGCCCACUCAUUGUUGCAUUAGAUGCUCACAACUACCCACUGUGUUCAGUGCUCUUAUUAGCCUCCUGUUACAUGAUGCUUUGCUUGAGUCAAGAACUCAUACAGGAUCAUGGAGGCAGUCAUUGGAGGGCUGGGGUUUUAACCCCGGCAGGGAGGUGACAACUCAGACACCAGUGGGUGUGCCAAUGCUGGGCUAGCAGCCUGGGAGAGCUUCCAGGUGAGGGAGGGCUUGAGUGGGACUCGCAGGCUGUUGGUAAAAGGGUGACCAGUACCCAAAGGCAACAGAUGGUGAGCCAGGGGUGGAGGGAUGACGAAGGCGUGUUUUAGAGUGUGUGUGCACACACUGUGCUCUCUCCAGACGGGGCCAGUGCUCUUCUCACUGUGGGGGCAGAGGGUCCCUGCCUCGGUGCCUCUCACCAGCACAGUGCUAACCCUGUUUCUUCCUUGGUAUGGAUUACACAGCGUGCUCACUCAUCUUGUGCAGGGCUGUUAACUAUGAUGGAAGCAGGAGUGACAGCCACAUUUUACAGUUAAAGACAGUCUCAGGUGCAGUGUGGAGGAGAGUGCAGAAUGUGUCUGAGAACCCCGGUCUUGGAACCUUAGCGCUCUGCUUCCUUUUACAUCCAUGCCAUGCCAGGCUCAGAUUUCUAUGGCCUAUUGAGCCUCAGUUUCCCCCUCGAGCUCGUAGAGGCCCUCUACUGACCACGUCUCAAAUCUGAUUCUAUUUGGGACUCCUGUAGGCCCACGGAUCUCCUUCCACCUUUCAUGAAAGUUUCAUCAUCUGUAAAACGAGGCUAAUGAGAACACUAACACAUAGGACUGUUGGAAGGAUUUGAUGAAGUAAUGCAUGGAAAAUGUUUAAUACAUGCCUGGCACCCCAUAAGUGCAUAAUAAUUGCUGGCUAGCAUUGUUUUUUUUCCCCUGGGUCACAAUGGAGAGUGCAUCUACCUGGAAAAGUACUAGUUAUUUUGUAAGACUGGAAUAUUAUAGAAUGCUCCCCAUCCCUCACCUGACCACAGGCUCCAGGGGCAUGUGCUGGGUUAGAUUCAUCUCUGUAUCUUCAUGCCAGCCCAAGAUAUGGCACGCAGCAUGUGCUCAGUACAAGUUUUCCUGAAUGAAGGAACAUGGAAACCUUUGUUUCAAAUGAAAUAUUAUGUAAGAGCUUGGCAUAUAUAUUUAAAAGUGGAAUGCUUCUUUUGCUAACAGCUUUAAUGAGACAAUUCACAUACCAUAUAAUUUACCCAUUUGAAGUGUACAAGUCAGUGAUUUUUAGUAUAUUUACAGAGCCAUUCAACUGUCAGCACAAUCAAUUACAGACAUUUUUGUCACCUCAAAAAGAAGCCUCAUACUCUUUAGCUAUGACCGCUAAUCCCCAACCCCUAAGGAUUGUCAGCCCCAAUUAGAUUGUCAAACACUAAUCUACUUCCUGUCUCUAAAGAUUUGCUUAUUCUGUGCAUUCUAUAUAAAUAGAAUCAUAUAAUAUGUGGUCACUGGAUUAUUUUGCUUAGCAUAUUGUUUUCAAUGUUCAUCGUUGUAGUAGCAUUUAUCAGUUCCAUGAUUUGGGAAGUGUUCCAUCCUGUUCAAUUUUCUAGAAUAGUUUGUGAGUAUUUAAUAUUAAUCUUUUAAAUGUUUGGUAGAAUUCACCUGUGAAGCCAUCAGAGCUUGAUCAUUCUUUUGCAGGUAGAUUUUUUUAAAUCACUAAUUCAAUCUAUUUGUUAUAUAGGUCCAUUCACAUUUUCUAUUUUUUCUUGAGUCAGUUCCUAUAGUUGUAUAUUUCCAGAAUUUGCCUAUUUUAUUUAAAGUUAUCUUAUUUAUUGGCAUACAGUUGUUCUUAAUAUUCUCUUAUAAUCCUUUUUAUUUCUGUAAGGUCUGUAAUAAUGUCACCCUCUUUCAUUUCAGAUUCAUGUAAUUUGAGCUCUUUUUUUUUUCUUGGUUACUCAGAUAAAGUUUUGUCAAUUUUGUUCAGUUUUUCAAAGAACCAACUUUUGGUUUAGUUGAUUUCCUGUAUUUUCUAUUCCCUACUUCAUUACUUUCCACUCUAAUCUUUCUAAAAAUUAGUGGUAAAAUUCAUAUGAUGUAAAAUUUACCACCUUGGUCAUUUUUAAGUGUACAGUUCAGUGGCAUUAAGUACAUUCACACUGUUGUGCAACCAUCACCACCAUCCAUCCACAGAACUCUCUUUAUAUCUUGCAAAACUGAAACUCUGUACCCAUUAAGCAAUAACUCCCUGUUUUUCCCACCCCCAACCCCUGGCAGCCACCAUUCUACUUUCUGUCUCUAUGAAUCUGACGACUCUAGGUACCUCAUGUAAGUGAAAUCAUACAGUAUUUAUCCCUCUGUGACUGGCUUAUUUCAGUUAGCAUAAUGACCUCAGAGUUCAUCCAUGUUUUAGCAUGUAUCAGAAUUACCUUCCUUUUUAAAGGCUGAAUAAUAGUCCAUCGUGUCUGUGUGCAUCUGUAUGUGUAUAUAUGCAUCACAUUUUGUUUAUCUAUUUAUCCAUCAGUGGUCAACUGGAUUGCUUCCACUUUUUGGUUUUUGUGAAUAAUGCUGCUGUGAACAUGGGUAAACAGAUAUCUCUUUGGGUCCUUGCUUUCAAUUUCUCACUCUAAUCUUUAUUACUUCUUCCUCCAUCUUACUUCAGGUUUAGUUUGCUCUUCUUUUUCCAGCUUCUUGAGGUGGAAAGUUAAGUUACUGAUUUUACAUCUUUCUUUUCUUUUUUAUGUAGAUGUUACACCUGUAAUUUUUCCUCUGAGCUGCAUCCCUUAAGUUUUGGUAUGUUAUUUCUUCAUUUUCAUUUAUCACAGAGUACUUUCAAAUUUCCCUCAUGAUAUCUUCUUUAACCCACUGGUUAUGUAGGAGUGUGUUGAUUAAUAUCCACCUAUCUAUGAGUUUCCCAAAUAUAUCUUUUAAAUGAUUUCUAAUUUUAUUUCAUUGUGGUCAGAGAAUAUACUUUGUGUUAUUUCAAUGCUUCUAAAUUUAUUGUAUUUUUCUUCAUAGCCUAGCAUUUGGGCUAUCCUGGAGAACAGUUCAUAUGCUCUUGAGAAGAAGAUAUUCUACUGUUGUGGUGGAAUGUUCUAUAGAUGUCUGUUAGGUCUAGUUGAAUUAUAAUGUCUGUGUCUUCUGUUUCUAUUAAUGUUCCCCUAGUUCUUCUAUCCAAUAUAAAAGUAAGGGUAUUGAAAUAUCUAUUAUUGUUGAAUUGGCCAUUUUUUAGUUUAAUUCGGUCAGUUUUUGCAGGAUGUAUUUUGGUGUUCUGUUAUUAGCUGCACCUGUGUUUACAGUUGCUGUAUUUUCCCCAUGGAUUGAUCCAUUUACCAUUAUAAAAUGUCCCUCUUUAUCUCCAGUACCAUUUUUGUUUUAAAAUCUGUUUUAUCUGAUAUUACUGUAGCCAGCUUUCUUAUGGUUACUGUUUGUAUGAUAGAUCUUUUUCCAUCCUUUUACUUUCAAUCUAUUAAUAUCUUUGGAUCUAAAGUUUAUCUCCUGUAGACAGCAUAUAGUCUGGAUCUUGGAUCUUGGUUUACUUUUUAUCUAGUCUGAAAAUUCCUGCCUUUUGUUUAGAUGGUUUAGCUUAUUUGCAUAUUGAUAAUGCUAUUAUUAAUGCUUUUUCCUACAUGCUAUUAUUGAUAUAGUUGGAUUUAGGUCUGCCAUUCUACUUCUUGUUUUCUAAAUUACUCAUAUCUUCUUAUGUUCUUCUGUUCCUCCUUUAUUGCCUUCUUUCAUACUGUGAUAAUUUUCUAAUAUAAUGUUUUAACUUCUUUAAUGCCUUUUUUCACCAUUUUUUAGCUAUUUCCUUAGUGGCUGCCCUAGGGCUUAUUUUAUACAUCUUAACUCAUCAGAAUCUGCUUCAGAUUUAUACUAACUUAAUUCCAAUGAGAUACAGAAAUGUUACUCCUUUAUAGCUCUAUUCUCUUUUCCCUUUUUUGUGGCAUUAUGGUCAUUUAUAUUAUAUCUAUAAUUCAACAAACAGUAACCAUAAGAAAGUUGGCUAUGCUAAUAUCAGAUAAAGCAGAUUUUAAAACAUAUAAUUUUAUAUGUUUUAGAGAAGCUGAAAGAAGAAAGGAGAGCAAUUUUAUAUCUAUAGCUUUUUCAUAUUAGCUUUCUUAAUUCCCAUUUUCAGUUCUCUUCAUUUGUUCCUGUGGAUUCAAGUUACCACCUAGAAUCAUUUCCUAACCCAAGACAGAUUUGCUCCCCCACCAUCUCCUGUGUGCUGUUAUAUAUUAUAGCACAAAUAAUACAAUUAUACACAUACUGUUUUAUACAAUUGCUUUUAAAACCAGCUAAGAGUAGAAAGGAAAAGAAAUAUGCACUUACACUCUUUUACAGUUACAUAAUCACUUUAUCAGGGCUCCUUGUUUUUUCAUGUGGAUGUGUACUAUUGUCUGGGUUCACUUGCUUUUAGCCUAAAGAACUUCCUUUAGUAAUUCUUCAAAGGUUGGUGAGCUAGAAAUGAAUUCCGUUUAUCUGGGAAUGUCUUUAUCUCACUUUCAGUUUUUAGAGAUAGCUUUGCUGGGUAUAAAAUUCUUGGCUGACAGUCCACCCCCACCACCACCACCAUUUUGAGCACAUUUAAUAUGUUAUCCCACUGUCGUCUGGCCUCCAUUAUUUGUGAUGAGAAGUCAAUCGUUAAUAUUAUUGGAAUUUCAUUGUAAGUAACAUAUCAUUUUUCUCUUGCCAGUUUCAAGAUUUUCUCCUUGUUAUAGCUUUCAGCAGUUUUGCUAUGAUGUAUUCAUUUGUGGAGCUUUCAUUUUGUGUUACUUGGACUCUGUUGAGCUGCUUGGCUGCAUUGAUUAAAGUUUUUCAUAAAUUUGGGAA
This is a messenger RNA of Manis pentadactyla (Chinese pangolin), 6601 nucleotides long. It is a transcript of the gene ZCCHC24, whose product is annotated as zinc finger CCHC-type containing 24. NCBI's taxonomy places the organism in Eukaryota, Metazoa, Chordata, Mammalia, Pholidota, Manidae. Bases 196 to 918 code for a protein of 240 amino acids. The record is from RefSeq and is a predicted model, not a curated record. Gene Ontology annotation, molecular function: zinc ion binding; nucleic acid binding. The transcript has 3 exons.